AUCAAUCGCAAUGUAAGGUACAUAAUACAAUUAUAAAUUUUGGGGUUUGUCCAAAUGAAUCACAAAAUAUCAUUUUAAAGUUCAAAUGCGGAAUCCAUUGUGUUAAAAUGGAAGUUGUAUCAAAUAACAUUUCACUACAAUGAUGAAUGUGUGAUGAUAUUGCACAAUGGACACUGUACUUUCAAGUCAAUAACUUAUCAUGGACAACAUUAAACAUUCAUUUUAUCAUCUUUGUCUUAUUUGACUCUUGGUCAAAUAGUAUCAGAUGGCAUAUAUAAGUAAUGAAGAACAUACAUGAUGGACAGGUUCAUCCUACUGACUAUCCUUCAGGUUGUUGCUUUGACGUUUGCAUUUGAACUAAGGUGUCCAGUUUCAGGAGAGUGGCGCCUCCGAGCAAAAACGUUUAAUUGCAGUAGUAGUCAAUAUGUGUGUUUGUUACAUAUUAGAUAUAGAUUAGAGGAUAUAUAUAAGGAGUCCUGUGAUGAACUAGAUUAUAGCAGUAUAGGCAGUAAACUUGUAUUUCAACCGAUUUUCAACCAAGCACAAUGCACCUAUAAACGAUAUCAACCUUUUCUAUUCUCCACCGAUGGCAGUAGUAAUUGUGUGUAUCACAAGUCAUUUUGUAAUGAAGAAGGCCAAUAUGUUUUUAAUAAAGGAAGUUUUAACAAUGACACAACAUGUGGAUGUAACUCUUCAAAAGGAUACAAAUUUAUUAUCAAACCAAGAAACAACUGCUUUUGUAUACCUUCAGAGGAAGACUGUUCCUGUCAUAAAGUAACUUGUAAUGAAAGAGAUCAUCCAUGUCGUCAAGACGGUUCUGUAUUUAUGAAUGCCUCAUGUUUAGAGAUUACAACCAAAGGGUUACCUGAAAGCAACAAAUCAGCACCAUCAGUAAGAGGCAGGAUAAACGUAACACAAUACAAAACAGAAUACGCAAACAAAGGAAUAUCAUAUCAACAGUAUUGUGCCUACGCUACUGUAACUUUACUUAUUAUCAUGAUAAGUACUGUACCAAUAUACGGUGAGUAUCAGGUGAAGAUGAAAUCUAAAAACAAUCGGAAUGAUAUAUUUAUUGUUAAGAGAGAGGCGUAAGAUACCAAAGGAUUUUCAAACUCACCAGAAGAAAAUAAAUUGACAAAGCCAUGACUAAAAAAAAAAUGAAAAACGAUCGAAAGACAAUAAAAGGGUAAAAAAAAUCGCAACAUAGAAAACUGAAGACUGAGAAACACAAACACCAUCAAAACGUAAGGUACUUCGAAAUGGUUAGCAUGUCCUGCACCUCAAGCUACUCAUAUACAAUAUUUUAAUAGUUAUUUCAAGUGAUUAUGCAAGGGAUUAUCCUUUAACGACAUUUUUGUUAACAAUUUCUUUGAAAAAUAUUUUACGUUAUAUUAAAAAGAAAAGUGAAUUAUACUUACAAGCAUCAUACAGAUUAUAAAAAGACAGCAAC
This is a messenger RNA of Mytilus californianus (California mussel), 1450 nucleotides long. RefSeq lists its product as uncharacterized. The transcript has 7 exons. The record is from RefSeq and is a predicted model, not a curated record. Bases 295 to 1092 code for a protein of 265 amino acids. NCBI's taxonomy places the organism in Eukaryota, Metazoa, Mollusca, Bivalvia, Mytilida, Mytilidae.